AUUAAAAACUCCGAACGUUAUGGUAAUUGGACUUCAAAUAAUCCGUGUCACAAUAAAUGCAGAUAUAAAAUUAUAAUACGCUAAAUUGUAGUAUCUUUGCUGGGCAGAUCGAAACUUCAAGCUCUCAUGUGGUAGACACAUGAAGUAAAAAAAACAUGGAAAGAUCAAGUCAAAAUGUUUCUCUGUUGGAUAUGAUUUCCGUAGGAUCGCCAGACGUCUUGUCUUAUCUUCAUCUGGUCAGGUCUGGACAAAUUGUUGUGUGUCAACCAACUCUUGACCAGUGUCUGCUAGUUGCUUGCGACAAAGGGUCAAGGUUAUACGUCACCUACUUACUUCAAGCUGGGGCUGACAUAGAAACGAGAGAUUGCCAUGGCAACACGCCAUUGUUGGUGGCAACAACUAAUGGAAUUGUAGACAUCGCGGAACUUUUGAUUGAACACGGAGCAGACGUCAAUGCCAGUGAUAUUAAAGGAAAUACGUCAUUGAUUUUGUCAAUGCGCAGUGGUUGUUCUGUCGAAGUAGCCGAGGCUCUGCUGAAUGAAGAAGGCAUCAACAUGGAACACUGUAACGAGAAGGGGGAGACGGCUUUAACAAAAGCUUUAAAGGAGGUGGAGUUGGAGAAGGUCAAAAUGCUUCUUUUAGGCGGUGCAUGUUUAAGUGAUGCGAAAGAAAUAAAGGAAAGCGGUGAAAAUAUUUGCUCCGAAUGUGCCCAAGAGAUCGCUGACAAAACUGGUAUAGGUGAAAUAGUUCGCCUGAUACAGAAAUAUAAAAGCGAUGAAUCUAUUCUCUUAGAAGCGGUUCUAAAACGGGACUUAACCAGUGUAAAAUUGCUCGUUGAAACUGAGCUUGUUAAAAUAAAACACGUCAACGAAGAGGACCCGUUAAUUAUUUUUAAAUUGUUAAGUUCUAUAAAUGAAAGAAAAUCCAAAGUAACAGGCGAUGAUAUUGAACUGACAGCAUUUCUUGUGUCACACGGUUUUUUUCUAGACGAAAAAGGGUCAGAGGUCACGCUGGCUGCUGAUAUUGGGGACGUCCAUUUGAUUGAGGUCUUCUGCCAACAUGGCGUCCUGGUGCCUUAUCAAGCGAUGGUCGUGUCGGCUGCUAAAGGCCGCACGGAUAUCAUCAGCAUACUAAUUAAAUACACAGUUAGCGUGAAUCAUUUUGAUAACAACAAUUUGCCAAUAUUUGCUGGUAGUGCGUUAGAGUCCGCACUGAGCAAAGGAGAGCUUGAAUGUGCUGAAAUCCUUCUACAAAACAACGCCAAAAUGGAAGUCUCAUCAGCUUUAAGUACAGUGAUCACACACCGACAGAAGGAAUGUCUGAGGAUGAUAUCUGAACGCUUCACGUCUGCUUGUCAAGCAGCCGUCUGCAGCUCAACGUCUGAACUUCUUCUUACAGCAGCAUCAACCUCAGACGUUGGCGUUAUUGAGGUUUUGUUGGAACUUGACGCCGAUGUGAAUCAGUUGGUUUGUGGUAACACCGCCCUGACCAAGUCGUUUAAUUUAGGGAUGGUUAAUUUUCUGAUACACCGGGGUGCUGACGUCAACAUUGACCUAAAUGAUACGAAGUCACCGACAGUUUUGUUGAAAAUUCUUUCAGCGGAAUACUUUGAAGAUUUAAUGAAAGCGCUGAACACAAAUGACAAAGUCGAUUGUUAUAUUUUACGUGACGAGAUAACUCAAGAGAUACUGAAACACUUUACACGUGUCAAUGUUGAAAAUGAAACAGGCGAUACCGCUCUGACGGUUGCUGCAAAAAUGGAUGGUACCAAAAAGAUUAUAGAGAUGUUAUUAAAAGCCGGCUGUUGUUUAGAACAUAAAAAUAAAGAAGGCGAAACGGCGUUUUAUAUAGCCGCCUUGUCUGAUAAUAUGAGCAACGUUAAACUGUUGAUAGACAAAGGCGCGGAUAUUGAUGUCAAAGUUGACCACUCGACAGCUUUAGUGAGACUAGCAGAUGAAUGUAAAUCAGAAAUGUGUGAAUAUUUGAUCACCCGUGGCGCAAAUGUGAAUACAUGUGAUCGGAUAGGUCGAACAGCUUUAGGUAACGCCGCCGAAAAUGAAGAUAGUUUUUUGGUAGAUCAGUUGAUUGAAAAAGGCGCCGAUAUUUUUCAUCACGACCACAGUGGUUUUACUGUUCUGAUGUUUGCUGCAUCAAGUGGUGACUUUGAUGUUGUUAAGAUUUUAUUGAAAGCAGGGGCGGACAAACGCAUCGAUGAUUCAGAUAAAUAUGGAGAAACAGCUCUGUUUCAUGCGAUUCAGAACGAUGGGGAUUACGUUUGGAAAAAUACACGUGUUAUAAACUCUUUAAUUUAUGCCGGAGCGUGUGUCAACCAUCGCAAUAAAAAAGGAAUGACGCCAUUAAUGGUUGCUGUCAAAUGGGAAAAUCAAAGGGCAAUUUUGUGUUCAAAGUUGUCUGAGGCUGAUGUUAGUUUAAUGAGUUACCAUAAUCCACCAAAAACAGCGCUGUCUAUUGCUUUAUCCAAUCUGCCUGGAAGACCUAAGAGAAUGUGUAAGAUUGUUAAACACUUGUUAGAUCGUGGAGCUAAAGCAGACCUUGUGAGUCCAGAGUUUGUUCAUUUGUUCAUUGCAUUAGGGAAGGAUUCUAUAGCUCAACAACUCAUCAAGGCAGGGGUAGGGCCAAGUGAGGUGGAGAUAACCAAGAAUUUUAAUUACUGGUUCACAAGUUCAUAUAGGUUAACUCCCCUCUGUGUAGCCCUUCUAAUGAAAAAUGUAGUUCUGGCUGAGUACUUCAUCAAAAUCUGUUUUUUGACCAACUCAGACCUACAAUUGUUAUCACAAAGCGAAAAAGUUAUCAAGUAUUUAGAGCAGAAGUUACGCACGGAUUGUGCUGAGAUUUUUAAGCCAUAUGCUAAAACACCUCUACGUCUGGAGAUGAUGGCGUUUGUCGCUGUAUCGUCUGCUAUAGGAUCCCACCCAAACAGACCCGCCAGAGUGGAGAAGACUGGACUCCCGUACCCGCUGAUGGAAAGAUUACUGUUCCUGGCAGACGACACAUUACUGAAGAACCGUAAUAUUGAGAACCAAAGAUUGUUUCGUGAGAUCUGCUCCUGUAACCCAAAGCUAAAUAAAAAACUGAAAUCUCAUAUCUUUGGAUACAACUUGUCUUCACCUAGCAGCGACAGUGACACCAGUGACAGCAAUGACAGCAGUGACAGCUUCUAGAAACAGAUUAAACACUUAUAGUAAAUAUUACAUUUUUUGAAUCAAGAUUUAUACAGCAACUUGGUUUAGUUAUAUUUCUUAUAGGAUUUACUUAGUACUUACGUAUAUACUUUGUUCUACAAGAUAAAUUAUGAGUUAUAUAUAGUUAUAUCCUGAA
Physella acuta is the source of this 3339-nucleotide messenger RNA. RefSeq names its product ankyrin repeat domain-containing protein 17. The record is from RefSeq and is a predicted model, not a curated record. Gene Ontology annotation, molecular function: protein binding. Lineage: Eukaryota; Metazoa; Mollusca; Gastropoda; Physidae.